This is a messenger RNA of Cydia splendana, 2117 nucleotides long. RefSeq lists its product as uncharacterized. The transcript is spliced from 2 exons. Bases 28 to 2061 code for a protein of 677 amino acids. The record is from RefSeq and is a predicted model, not a curated record. NCBI's taxonomy places the organism in Eukaryota, Metazoa, Arthropoda, Insecta, Lepidoptera, Tortricidae.
AAACUUUGAGAAUAAAAAUUAGUUAUCAUGUUUUGUGCUCGGUGCAAUAGUGAGGUGAAUGACUGUGCCCAAUGCACAACGUGCAAUAAAUUAAUUGGAUUUUGUUGUGCCGGAGUAACCGAAGUCGGUUACCGUAAACUAGGUGCGCGUAGAACUCAGUGGAAAUGUCCAGAUUGUCGAGUUUUAGAGCAGUCAUCGCCGCUCAAAAGUACAGAGGCCGCUUCACUCGAUGCCAUCAUGCUGGAAAUAAAAUCCAUUCAGCGCCAGCUUGAGGGCAUGCCGGGCCUUGUGCGUGAUGUCAAGGAUAUAAAGAAGGAAAUCGACGAACUUAGAAAAACCUGCGAUUUCAACAGCGCAUCGCUAGACGAUCAUAAACAGCGGUUGGACAAAGCUGAGAGCAAGUUAUCGGAAUUGACGGGUAUUAAAAGCGAUAUUCAGUCUAUAAACAAAGAACUGGACACCCUCAAGAGCGAAAAUGUAAAUAAGGACCAGUGGCAGCGUCUUAACAACGUUGAGAUAAAAGGUGUACCCUUAAAGCAAAACGAAGAUUUAUUCAAAAUCCUCGAUCAGAUAUCAAUAGCGAUUGGCUACCCAGUCCAGAAAACAAGCAUUAAUUACAUUUCGCGGGUGCCAACAUACAAUAAUAAGGAGAAACUGAUCAUUGUAGGAUUUAUCAACCGCUACAUAAAAGAGGAUUUUGUCGCUUCUGCUCGUGCAAAAAAGAAACUUAUUGCUAGCGAAAUCGGCUUUGUUGGGAACGCGCAGAAUAUCUUCCUAAAUGACCAUCUUUUUUUUUUUUUUUUUUUAUUGGAAAAAGCGAGGACGCCUAAUCGUCUAGCUGCAGAUUUGGCCAGAGAUUCAAUAUACGCCCCAAAGUUCAGGUUAGACGAGAUACUCGUGCCAAGUUGCGUUCUUGCACCGACUCUGUUUGCACUUUAUUUCGCAUUUGUUGUCCGGGAGUCUAUGAAAAACUUGUCAGAAGGCAUAGGCAUUCGGUUCCGCAUGGAUGGAGGACUUUUCAACAUUUCAAGGUUUAGAUCCCGUACCAAAGUAUCCUAUGCUGUCAUGACAGAAAUUAUGUACGCGGAUGAUUUAUGCUUUGUCUCAAAUUCAGCGGAAGGUCUACAAAGAUUAAUGUCGAGUCUUCAUGAUGCUUGCACUACAUUUGGUCUUAAAAUAAAUGUCAAAAAGACGGAAGUCAUGGUCAACGUCCCUGACAACGAACCAAAUGCGAGUGUAUGUAUCGGUGACGAGAUGUUGAAGCGGGUGGAGAGGUUCAGGUAUCUUGGUAGCACGAUAACAGCAAAGUACGACCUAGAUGCUGAAAUAAAUGCUAGAAUUGGUGCUGCAGCUGUGGCGUUCGGGAAACUCCGGCCAAAGGUAUUUCGCUCCCAUGACCUGAAGCUCUCCACUAAAAUUAGUGUAUACAUGGCAGCGGUGCUGCCGAACCUGCUGUACGCAUCUGAGACAUGGGUCCUUUACCGUAAGCAUAUACGUACAGUUGACAGAUUCCACCUUAAAUGCCUCCGAGAUAUUAUGAAUAUCAAAUGGACGGACCGGGUCAGAAACACAAACGUCCUGAGGCGCGCAAAUGUCGGAGGCAUUGAGGUGUAUCUGAUGAGGCGGCAGCUGCGGUGGUGUGGGCACGUGUCUCGGAUGUCAGAAGACAGAGUGGCGAAGCGUAUCUUCUUUUCAGAACUCCAGAAUGGUAGGCGUAAAAGCGGUGGCCAGUACUUACGAUAUAAGGAUGUUCUGAAAAGACAUAUGAAGAGAUGCCAACUAGAGCCCUCUGACUGGGAGCGGAAGGCAGCGCAGCGGCCCGAAUGGCGGCGCCUCAUUAAUGAUAGAGUUAACAUUUUUGAGACGGAACGCCGCAGUGAGCUCGACAAAAAACGUGAUGAGCUUAAGGCUCGGCCGCCAACCUCAAUUUCCUACAACUAUGUAGGUGGUGUGCUGACGUGCCCAAAAUGCGCUCGAGUAUUUAGCAAGAAGAUAGGGUACGUGAGCCACCUAAGAGCGCAUCAGAGAGUGGAUCAGCUACACUCUAAUAACACGAGCUAAAAAUUGCCUAGUCCAGAGCACACAGUCGCUGGGGCCGAAAUCGGUCAGGAAAGCAU